Molecule: messenger RNA, 962 nt
Organism: Rubroshorea leprosula
Lineage: Eukaryota; Viridiplantae; Streptophyta; Magnoliopsida; Malvales; Dipterocarpaceae
Source: the annotation of a GenBank genome assembly
GAACCACCUUAUAUUCUCCUUUCAGUUAAGUAAUAUUUGUUACUUGUUUCUGCACCUUCAAAUGGAGAAAAAUCAUACAUCCAAAUCGUAUCCAAUGGUUGGUGAAGGGCUACACAGUUAUGCCACAAAUUCUGGUCACCAAACAUGGGAUGUUGUGCCGGACCAAAUGCAUUUUUUUGUCGUCCAAUACAUUAUAGAAGAUGUGAAAUCUGUGUCUCAAUCCAAAGACAUCGCAUUCGAAGUCUUCUUCAAUGAUCAUAGUGCGAAUGACUUCGACACUCUUUUUAGGACACUUCCUGUUGAAAGAAAUUCCUUUGCAGCUGGCUUGCCAAUUCCAGAACAAGUCCAAGACAAAACCUCCACUACGUGGAACAAAGGGAGGAUCAGUUAUGGAACCUGCAAAAAAGUUGAAGAUGCUUUCUCAGCACAAUUUGCGUAUGAUUUUGAGUCAUUCUUGAAAGCUAGAGCAAUUGAGAUUGUGCCUGGAGGAUUUAUGGCACUUCCGAUUCCAUGCAUAACGACUAAAGUAAAGUCGAUCGCACUCCUAGAACUUUUGGCUUCCAGCCUCGGAUUGGUGGAAGAAGCCACAGUGGAUUCCUUCAACAUACCCUUUUACUUACCAUCACCAGAAGAAGUGGAAUCCAUAGUGAAGAAAAACGGGUGUUUCAAGAUUGAGAAGAUGCAGGGGCUGCCUCGGUCGAUAACGACUGUGGAGGAAUUCAUACUUUUAUUCUCUCAAAAAUUAGCUGAAUUUGGCAUCUUCUCUUAUCCUAGCACUGCCUACGAGACAAUGGACUUAUUUACUUUUCUUAAGAGAACGAGUGAAUGAUCAAAGUUCUUUCAGCCCAGUUAAUAAGUUUCAUUCCUUGUAAGAUUGUUGUCGAUAUAUGUUGACGUCUAUUUCUGUAACGAGUUGGGUACUUCUUGUAUCGUGCUUGUACCAAUAAAAAUUCGACUUCUGC